Messenger RNA from Thalassophryne amazonica, 12388 nucleotides. RefSeq names its product protocadherin-16-like. Gene Ontology annotation, biological process: homophilic cell-cell adhesion. Gene Ontology annotation, molecular function: calcium ion binding. The record is from RefSeq and is a predicted model, not a curated record. Lineage: Eukaryota; Metazoa; Chordata; Actinopteri; Batrachoidiformes; Batrachoididae. Gene Ontology annotation, cellular component: plasma membrane.
GCGUCUAGUCACGUGUUGAAUAAAUGAGUUUGGGAGAGGGAGUCCGGCACACUGUCUGUUUCCUCGGAGCGUGCUACAGCCGUGCGUCCGGACGCACAGUGGAUGGCGAUCAAUUGAUAACAUCGGAGGACUGCAGGGAAGUUAAGAGCAGCGCACAACUUUAAAGGAAAGAAACUAAAACCAGUGUUGCGCAGUGACACGCUUUGUGUGGAACGGAGGAAUCCUCACAGUUACCUGUAAAAUUAAGGAGCGCACGUUAUUUUUGGUUUGUUUUUAGUUGUGAAAUGGCUGGAUUUUACACCUUGGAGUUCGUGCCUGCAAGGGAGCACAGAGGAUUUUCGUAAUUUUUGACAUCUUGGAGUCAACUUUUCUAAAUCAAUAGAGAAGCAGAUGAAUGUUUAACAAGAAGCUAAAAUGAAGACAGCUGCCAAGAGUUUUGGGGGGUUGGUAAUGGAUCCAUCACAUCGUGGUUGGUGGAACCGAAGGCUCAUACUGAUGGUGUGUGUGGCAUUGGACCUUGUAGCAGUGCAUUCACCCGUGGUGCUGGGGACCUUAGAGCUACAGCUAGAUGAGGAACAACCAGCAGGCACGAUUGUGGGUGACAUCAGUGCAGGACUGCCUUCUGGUGUCACAGCAUCCCUCUACUUCAUCUCAGACCACGAGGGCACUGGUGUCGGCAGUGAUUUGGAUAUAGACGAGAGUACAGGCAUUAUUCAAACUGCCAAGGUUCUAGACAGGGAACUAAGGGAUCGAUACUCCUUCAUUGCAGUCACCAUGACAGGUGUGACAGUGGAAGUGACCAUCAAGGUGAAUGACAUAAAUGACCACUCCCCAACAUUCCCAAGAAAACGGGCUGGCUUUAAAAUCCCUGAGCAGACAGCCAUUGGCACCAAAUUUCCUCUUGACCCAGCUGUUGAUGCUGAUAAAGGUCAUUUUACAACACAGGGCUACCUAAUCAAGGAUGGUAACGUGGGUCAAGCCUUCACUUUGGAGACCAGGAGGGGUAGCAGUGAAGUUCUCUAUCUGGACUUGGUGGUUAAUGUUAUUCUAGAUAGAGAGAAAAAAUCUACCUAUAGUUUGUCUCUGGAGGCCUUUGAUGGCGGGUUUCCUAAAAGGACUGAUCAGAUGACGCUAGAUAUUACUGUACAAGAUAUCAAUGACAACGCUCCUGUUUUCAACCAGAGCCGCUACCAUGCCAUAAUCUCUGAGAACCUCAAGCCCGGAAGUAACAUCCUGCAGGUGUUUGCCACAGAUGCUGAUGAAGGAGACAAUGGCUUGGUGUUAUAUGAAAUCAACAGGCGACAGAGUGACCCGGAGCGUUAUUUUGUCAUAGACUCUCGCACUGGCAUUAUUACCCUGAAUAAACCACUGGACUUUGAGAUGAGGAGAGUCCACGAGCUUGUGGUCCAGGCCCAAGAUAAUGCAACCCACCCAGAAGUGACUAAUGCCUUUGUCACCAUCCAUGUUAGAGACUAUAAUGACAACCAGCCCACUAUGACCAUCAUCUUCCUCAGUGAGGAUGGCUCUCCACGAAUCUCUGAGGGGGCGCAGCCAGGCCAGUAUGUUGCCAGGAUCUCAGUCACUGAUCCAGAUUAUGGAGAGUACGCCAAUGUCAAUGUGUCACUAGAGGGAGGAGAUGGGAAAUUUGGCUUGACGACUAAGGAUAGCAUCAUCUAUCUUAUGUGUGUUGAUCAAAUUCUUGACCGGGAGGAGAGAGAUUCCUAUGAGUUGAGAGUGAUGGCCACCGACUCAGGCACACCUCCUCUCAGGGCCGAGUCGUCCUUCAUCAUUCAGGUCACUGAUGUAAACGACAACCCUCCCCUGUUUGACCAGCCGGUGUACAGACAGGUCAUCCCUGAAGUUGUAUUUCCAGGGAGCUUUGUGUUACAAGUGACUGCAAGAGACAAAGACCAAGGGUUGAAUGGAGACAUUAACUACAGCAUCUUGGACAACCAAGAUACUAACUCCAACUGGUUCUCCAUAGACUCUGUGACUGGGAUUAUAACUACCCUGACCCAGAUGGAUUAUGAAAAGAACCCCAAUCCCAGUAUAACCGUGGUAGCCACAGAUGGAGGGAAGCCACCCCUGACUUCUACUGCGGUGGUAAACAUCAUGCUUCAGGAUGUUAAUGACAACGAGCCAGUUUUCAAGAGGAACUUCUACAAUGUGUCUAUCAAGGAGAACACAGCUCCAGGAACCUGCAUUCUUGAGGUGACUGCGACGGAUGCUGACGGUGGCUCCUUUGGCUCCAUCACCUACUCUCUGGGAUCUGGCAUUAACACCGCCGUCCCGUCUCAGUUCUCCAUUAGCAAGGCAACGGGCCAGAUCUGCACUAGCGGUGAUCUCGACAGAGAUCAAGGGCCAACCAGCUACGACUUCACUGUUACUGCAGUGGAUGGGGGUGGACUCAGCUCUGUAGCCUAUGUGAAGGUAGAUCUGGUUGACGUUAAUGAUAACAGACCCACCUUCUAUCCAGUGACCUACGCUGUCAGUUUGAGCACGCAGAGCACUCCUGGAACCUCUGUUGUCAGGGUGACAGCCUUUGACCCCGAUUUUGGGGAGAAUGGUAGAAUUACAUACAAGACAUCACCUGGAGGGGCCUCACCAUAUUUCACUCUCAACAAAGACACAGGUGUCAUUUCCUUCCGGCCUGUCUACGGCAAAGCUAACACUGUCAUUCCAAUGGUGAUCAGCGCACAGGACGGUGGUGGUCUCGUCGCUCUGGUCAAUGCCAGGGUCAACAUCAGCGUGGUGGCGGGACUGGUGGCGCCACCUGUGUUUGAGCAGACCCAGUACUUCACCGUGUCAGAGGAUGUCCUGCGUGGGACAGUUAUAGGCAUCAUCCAGGCCAGCAGUAAGACGGGCACCUCUAAAGAUAUUUCCUACACAAUCAGCUCUGGGGAUCCUGCAGCAUAUUUUCGAGUAGACCCUGACACUGGCGUCCUCAGAACCAGUCUGUCCCUUGGAUCAGGAAACCCAGUCAUCUUUGAUUUGGAGGUUCAGGCCCGUAGCGGAAACCCUCCUGCCUUUGGCCAGACUCGUGUCCACAUUACUGUAGCAGACGUCAAUGAUAAUCCACCUGUUUUUAUGCCCUCCACUUCAGAGUCCCUCUUGCUGCCGGAGCACACAGAAAUGGGCACAGUGAUUUAUCGUGUUCAAGCUGAAGACAAAGACUCUGGAUUAAAUGGACAUCUCACAUUUGACCUGUACUCUCCAAGUGGGGCACAGAGGAUGUUCAGCAUAGAGCGCAGCACUGGUGAAGUCCGAUUAGUCGGGAAUCUGAACUAUGAAACUGUUCCACGUUAUGACCUUCAGGUGACUGCUAAAGAUGGUGGAGUACCUCAGCUUAGUGCCACCUUCAUGCUUGUGGUCCAUGUCCAGGCAGAGAAUGACCAAGGACCUGUCUUUGAUACCCUCACAUACCGCGUAGAGCUAAAAGAAGGCAUCCCGAUUAACACUCGCUUCUUGCAGGUUCGGGCUCUGAACCGAGACACUCCCAGCUUUGGGUUCUUUGGUCCCAUAGCUUAUCACUUGCUUCCUGAUGGAGAUGCUGCAGGUUUUGGAAUUGUUGCAGACAGUGGCUGGCUGUUUGUGAAGAGUGCUCUUGACAGAGAACUCAAAGACAUGUAUCUUCUAACCGUGUUGGCCAGUGCAGGUCAUGGACAGCUAAAGAAGACCGGCAGCGCCACUGUGCGAAUAUCAGUGACAGAUGAAAACGACAACUCUCCUCGGCUCACACAGGAGCGGGUUUUCAUGGCUGUGAGAGAAAACCUGCCAGCUGGAACUGGCUUUGGUCACAUGGCAGCCACAGACCAAGACAGUGGACCCAAUGGACGCAUCAGCUACCGACUCCUGCACUCUGACCGCCACUUCCAGAUAAAUGCACACACAGGUGAGAUCAGUACGAGGACGAUUCUGGACAGAGAGCAGAAGUCCAGUUACCAGCUGCUUGUAGCGGUGCAGGAUGGGGGAUCGCCAAGUCGCAGCUCGACAGGAACGGCUUUUAUCACCGUCCUGGAUGACAACGACAAUGAUCCCGUUUACCACAGACACUCUGGAAAAAACCUCAUCAUACAGGUGCUGGAAGGUCAGCCGUCUGGCGUUCUGCUCGGCACGCUUCAAGCCAAAGACCCUGACGAAGGAGAGAACGGCACUCUGUUCUAUUCUUUGUCAGGUCCCAGAGCUGAGCGCUUUGCUUUGAACUCCAACACCGGCGAGCUGCGAUCUUCUUCCCUGCUCAGCCACUCAGAGCGGGAGGAGUACGCUCUGACGGUGACAGCUUCCGACAGAGGACUGCCCCCUCGCAGCACAUCCUGCUCCCUCACGGUCCAGGUCAGUCUCAGCAUCAACAAACCGAUAUCGAAGGCCAACUCGCUCUCUUUAUCAUUCAACUCUGUGGAGGAGGCCAAGCCUGGAUCUGUUAUUGGCUCUGUUUGCCUCCAAGAUGGAGAACCUCCACAGGAGGGUGAGGUAACCUACACAGUGGUCGGGGGUACAGACCGAGAUGGGACUUUUGUCGUGGAUCAUCUCACGGGUGACGUGUACCUGGCUCGUCCUCUCGACUACGAGCGCAAUGCACGUUACACUCUUCAUAUUGUGGAUGACUUCUCUCAGGUUCCUCCUCAUAGUACCCUAGUCCAAGUAGACAUUGAUGUUGAGGACAGCAAUGACCAUGCCCCUCAGUUCCCUGAAGACCCCAUCACCAUUGUCAUCCCUGAGAAUAUGGAGCUUGGAUCUUCUGUUUAUGCUUUCCAGGCCACUGAUAAGGACGGCAGUGGACCCAAUAGUGAGCUGACAUACUCCAUUCUUCAGCAGUGGCCUCACACCCCUGUGCUUUUCACUCUUGACCCCUCCACUGGGAUUCUAUCUUUGGAUCAGGAGCUGGAUCAUGAGGUCACCCCCAACCUGAUCAUGGUUGUAAAGGCAACAGACUCAGCCCUCAAUGUGAGCCAGAGGCGGUGGGGGUCAGUCACGGCGAGGGUGUAUGUAACUGAUGUGAAUGAUAAUGCACCAGUGUUUAGCUCACCAUCUGCUGUCAGCGUGAUGGAAGACCAGCCGGCGGGCUUUGUGGUUCUCUACGUCAUGGCCAGGGAUGGUGAUCAAGGCGAAAAUGGCCGGAUAACUUACAACAUCCAGUCAGGCAACAAUGGAGGAACGUUCAGCCUCAACCCGAACACUGGCUCGCUAUCCAUUUUCAAACCUCUGGAUCGUGAGGCGCAAGACGUAUUUAACCUCACAAUAAUCGCCGAGGAUCAUGGGAUGCCCCAACUCUCAUCCAGCCAGCUGCUGUGUGUCCACGUGAUUGACGAUAACGAUGAGGUGCCCUGGUUUGACGAGAACCAAUAUGAAGCCCAGAUCUAUGAGAACCAGCAUUCAGGGUCCAUUGUGUUGACUGUGUCUGCUACAGAUCUGGACCAAGGGACUAACGGGAAGGUGACAUAUGAUGGUGUCUCAGAGGAAGGAUUCAGCAUCCACCCAGUAACGGGUGUCAUAACAACCACAAAAUCUCUGGACAGGGAGCUGCAGGACUACUACACUCUCACAGUUUAUGCCAAAGAUGGAGGACUUCCCCCAAACUAUGCCAAAGCCACUGUAAGGAUAAGAAUCCUUGAUGAGAAUGACAACGCUCCCGUCUUUGGACGUCUGUAUUACAGUAUCGAGGUGCCUGAAAACCAGGAGGCAUUGUCGCUGUUCACCCUCAGAGCCACUGACAAAGAUGUAGGAGACAGUGCAAAGAUAACCUACAAAAUAACAGCUGGUGAUCCAUCUGGAGACUUCCAUCUGGACAGACAUUCAGGCGUCCUGUCCACCUCAAGGCCCCUGGAUAGGGAAUAUAAGGCUGGAUACACACUAAUAGUCACAGCUCAGGACCAGGGCCGGCCUCCUCUCAGCAGCACUGCCACUGUGGAGGUGAUCGUCCUGGACAUCAACGACAACAGCCCUCAAUUUCAGAGCAGCAGCUACACUGCAGAUGUAUCAGAAGAUGUCCCUAUUGGAUCACUGGUACUUGAGGUGAAAGCCACUGAUGUGGACCAGGGACACAACAGCCAGGUGUUGUAUUUUCUGAGCCAUGGCUCACAGAGCAUGUUCUUCAUUGAGCAGAACACAGGUCGCAUUAUCACAGCAGCUCCGCUCGACAGAGAGAGAACUGCUUCUUAUAGUUUUGAGGUUUGUGCCACUGAUUCCUCUCCUUCCAACCCGCGCAACUCCACUGCUCAGGUGAUUGUCUACAUCCAGGAUGUGAAUGACAACGCCCCAUUCUUCAUUCAGGAUCCACUCAUUAUUAACAUCUCAGCCAGCACUGUGACCAGCCGUCGAGUGCUGGCCACCAUGAGGGCUGAAGACAAGGACUUUGGAGCCAACGGUUCCGUGUUCUAUCGCUUUACCAUCCCUGCAAAAGGAUUCACCAUCAAUUCACUGACUGGAGAUAUUCAAGCCACAGAGAAACUACAGACUCUAACCCAGAGCCAGAGGACGUUAAUAGUGGAGGCUGUGGACCAGGGGAACCCGGCUCAGUCCUCCUUGGGCGUGGUGAUAAUUUACAUCAGGGAGCAGAGCUACAGGGGAAUCCGCUUCUCUCGUUCGGCUCGAGAUGUCAGUCUGCAGGAGAACGCUGCUAAAGGCACAGUAGUCACGCAGGCUCAGGCCCAGUAUCCUGAUGGCUCACAAACCGGCAUCAACUACAGCAUUUUUAGUGGGAACAGGAUGCAGUCUUUCGCCAUCAACUCCAUUUCUGGUGAAAUCUGGGUCCAGAACUCUGAGGGUCUCGACUUUGAGAGGACGUCAAAACUCCGCCUUGUGGUGAAAGCCGAGACGGCGUCCUCCAGCUCCUACAUGGCGGUCAACUUAAUGCUCCAGGACGUCAAUGACAACUUGCCACGCUUUCAACUCCAGAACUACGUAGCCUACAUUCGAGAGGCUCAAGGCUACGACUUUCCUAUUAUCCAGGUUGCAGCAGAUGAUCUGGACCAGGGUCAGAAUGCUCAGGUGACCUACUCCAUCAGGUCGUCAUCCAUGAGCAGCCUGUUUAAGAUAGAUCCAGUGACCGGCAGCGUCACCACUGCAGCCAUAAUGGACAGAGAGAUCUGGACUCAAACAAAGCUUGUUGUUACGGCGACAGACCGGGGAACCCCACGGUUGGCCGGCUCUGCCACCCUCACUGUGAUCAUCAUCGACCUCAAUGACAACAGUCCCAUGAUUCCUGUGCCUCAGGAGAUCCGAGUGCCUGAAGACACGCUGAUUGGCACAGUUAUCACUCAAGUUACGGGAAAUGACGUGGACUCAGAGCCCACCCUCUCCUACACACUACACCUGGACGCUAGUAGCCAGGGCAUGUUUGGGAUACAUCGCUACGGAGGAGCGGUGUCUCUGACUGGUCCUCUGGACUAUGAGGAGAGGACGUGGUACACUCUGACGAUCCGCUCAUCUGACUCCAAACAUCAGAGCGAGGCCAACCUCACCCUGCUGGUGGAUGAUGUCAACGAUAACGCACCGACCUUCACUCAGGACUUGUAUCAGGUUGCCAUGUCAGAACACCUUCCAGCAGGCAGUGCUGUCAUCACAGUAACUGCUACAGAUCGUGACUCUGGUGAGAAUGGGAAGAUUACAUACCGAGUGAUGUCAUCAAGUCGGGGCAUCUUCUACAUUGACCCAAACAAUGGCACUCUGUUCAUCAAUCAAAAGUCUGAAUUUGAUUUUGAGAACCCAACCAUCAUGGUGGUAAUUGAAGCUCGGGACCAGGGCACUCCAUCCCUUUCAUCCAUUGCAACUGUUCAGGUACAGGUGUCUGAUGUCAAUGACAAUGCCCCCAUCUUCUACCAAUCAGAGUACAGGGCCACUGUGUCUGAAGAUGGUCUCCCUGGAUCUACUGUACUGACAUUAGAAGCUGUGGAUGGAGACAUGUCCCAGAACAACUGUGGUUUUGAUUUUGUUAUUGCUCAUGGCAACUUGGGUAAUGCCUUCCAGAUUGAGAGCAGCAUUCACUUUGUCGAGGGGCGUGGCUUCCAGACCAUUGGAAGCCUGAUCCUGGUGGAGGAACUAGAUUUUGAAGCAGUACCAAAUUACAACUUGACUGUGGUGGUAUCGGACCGCGGCAUCCCUCAACGUAGCUCUAGCGUGUUGGUCCUUAUCAGUGUUAUAGAUGCCAAUGAUAACCCUCCAGUUUUCACCCGAGCAGAGUACAACAUGGUACUCAGUGAGAGUGUGGCAGCAGGGACAGAGAUCUUGCACCUGUCUGCUACAGACCCAGAUUCUGCUCCUAAUGGAGAGGUGCAGUACUCCAUAAGCUCAGGGGAUGAGUCUGGGCUUUUCAAGGUUGACCGGUGGACUGGAGCUUUAAGGUUGCAGAGACCUCUGGACAGUGAAGGACAGGCACGUCAUUUGAUUGUUGUCCAAGCUACUGAUGGCAAAGGGAACUUUGCCUUAGCCCCAGUCAGUAUUGACGUGAAUAACAUCAACGAUAAUAAACCCUUCUUCCCCCUUAAGGUAGUAACUGCUAGUAUCAGGGAAAAUCAGCCCCAGAAUGCUUUAGUCACUAUGCUGCAUGCAAUUGAUCAUGACAGAGGCAUUUUUGGACAGCUGAGAUACUACAUGUUUGACAAACCUAAAGAUGGGAAAGAGGCAUUCAUUAUCAACCAAACCUCAGGGGAAGUACGGACUCGCUCUGCUUUUGACUUUGAAAAGGUGAACUUUUUUCAUUUUGUAGUUGCUGCUAUGGAUGCUGGUAACUAUUCUGCCACAGUCACAGUUCAGGUGUAUGUUGCAGGGGAGGACGAAUAUGAUCCUGUUUUCAAGUCUUCAGAGUUCUCCUUUCAGGUGCCUGACGGAGCAAAGAAAGGUGACAUUAUUGGCAAAGUGCAAGCGAAAGAUGAAGACGGCGGUGUGGAUGGUAUUGUCCUCUACACUUUAGAAGACCAGUCACCUUAUUUUGAAGUCAAUAAAUCAACAGGUUCAAUUUCCCUGAAGAUAGACAGUCACAGUAGACAUUUGAGCCGUUCCAAAAGAGAGGUGCGUCUCAUGACACUGGACGUUACUGCCCACAGUCCUUUGCAGACGUCACGCAAAGCGGUGGCCAAAGUUGUCAUUGAUGUGACCCACACAUCUUUUGGUCUCACCUCAAAUGUGAACAUGCUGCUUAUCAGUGUCAUAGCAGUAUCUUUGGGGACCAUAGUUAUAUUAAUCAUAAUUGCUGUGGCACUAUUUCUGGUCAAAUUAAGGCGACAGAAGAAAGGGCAAAAAGCAUGUGGUAGAAAACCCACCUCAGGCACAGUACUCCACAAGCUCGAGGAAACAAGAAUAUCAGCAAAUGAUAUGAUUUACCAUCAAGCCAUUCCUGGAUAUGUAGCCGAUCAAAGCGGGAACAGCGGUGGUCCGUACAUCCGUGGUGGCUCCCUGGAUCCCUCUCAUUCCAGUGGUCGAGGUUCAGCAGAAGCAGAGGCAGCAGAAGAUGAUGAGAUCAGAAUGAUUAAUGAAUACCCUCGAGUGUCCAGUAUUUCCUCCUCCAUACAGGAGCGCAUCUCUGCACGAGGUCCAGACUCUGGAAUCCAGCAAGAUGCAGACCAGUUAUCAGACGUGUCUGGUGAGCCUUCAAUAGAUGCCAGUCACUGGUUCAAAGGGAAGAAACUGAGCAGCAUAAAUGGUUCUUUGUUAGCUGGCCAGGUGCCGGUCUACAGGGAUGAGGGAGGUGGGUAUGUGGGUGUAGGAAGGGGACUCAGUAUGUCCCAUCCUAAAGACUAUACUUUUCCAGAGGAUGGGAAGCCUGCUGUGGAUGGAUCUCUGACCGCCAUUGUGGCCAGUGACGAAGAGCUGAGAGGCAGCUACAACUGGGACUACCUGUUGAACUGGUGUCCUCAGUUCCAACCCUUAGCUAAUGUUUUCACAGAAAUCGCACGUUUAAAGGAUGAAACUGCUCCCCCUCAUCCUCGCAGGUCAUUUCAUCACAAAGCAAAACCAGAGUCAAGAAUUGACCCCCCACCUCUUAUAACCUCCGUGGCCCACCCCGGGGCCAAAACUGUACCUCCAAAACAGGCUGUUGGGAGGACGUUCCCUCAUCUGGCUUCUUUUCGCAAAUCUCCCAUAAGUGUGGAAGGAUCUAUCGCUGCAGUUGCCAUGUCUCCAAGUUUCUCCCCUUCCCUCUCACCGCUGCAUGCCGCAAGGUCUCCAGCAAUCACACCUUUCAGUGUCUCCCAGGGACCUUCAGCAUCUGUUAUCAGCACAACUGAACACCAUCUGGAACACAGUGAAGAAGUUGAGCUGAGGAUUUAAGGUCUGUGGUUGAAUCUUAAAGGGACAAGCCUUCAUGUUGAUAUUCUUUGUUCUGAAACAGUGAAUGUGGACAUGCACCAUUUUAAAAUAAAAGCAAUAUCACGGGGCUGAAAACAAAGAUUUGGUGAUGCUGUUUUGAAGUGGAAGAACUUGAACAAUGGAAACUGAGUCAUUUUGUCACAUACUUUUUCUACUGUAGCACCGCAGAGACUGUAGCACAAAAUGACUCAGUGGGUAUCAAGUCAGGGUCAACAAACCAAAACAGCAGUGCCCAAUUUGGCAACAAGUCAGUCAUCCCUGUAAUAAACAUUACUGAGUUGCUGUCAAAAGUUUUGGAACCAUCCACAGCCAAAUGUUGUAUCCAGUCUUCAUCUGGAUUCCCUUCUCUUUUGUGUGUGUGUGUACAAUUUGUCCUGUAUUUGCCCACAUAGUUUCAACCCUACUGUUGCUACCUUAACCUGUUCGCUGAGGCUGACUUGAAGUCAGUUAUUGCUUACACAAGUUGGCUAAGAUGAACUAAUCAACCCACUCAUCAAUGUUUUUGCUGUACAAGACCUACAUUUGUACCAGUUCAGGGAAUACGACUUUUGUAUGACUCAUUGUCCUUUUGUGAUGUUGCCAUUUUGCUUUGAAGCUGUUCUGACUUGAAACCACUCCGUGCAUAUUUUUUUAAUAGUCCAAACAGAUGAAGGUGUUGUGCUUAAUGAAGAAAAAACAAAUGAACUACAUGACUAACAGGCCAAAAUGGACUAAUUUUUUUUUGUGUUCUCCCUACUCUCCUGUUAAUCAGUGUUAAUUUGCACAUCCAAACUGGGGAUUCAUACAUGAUGUCAAUAUUUUGUACAAAAGCAUUGUUUAUAUUUUUAUACUUACAUAUGUUUUCUGACAAGGAAUGACAUUACAGUGUCAAAAGGUUGCUAUAACCUUGGAAUAUAUUUCUAUAUUUGUAUAUUUGUAGUUUGUAUUGUUAGUUGCUUUUGAUAUUUUCUUGUAAUUGUUAAUCUAAUGGUUCAAAAUUAAGCUUAUUGUUAAUGCUUUGAUUUGGGCUUUUUGCAACAGAUUGUAAAUAUUUAUAGACAGACGUGUCAUUGCUCAAACAAAUGCAACAUCAGUCAGUCAUUGUUGGAUUUCCUAUGCGUCCCGUGUUUGAUCUCACUUCAAAAGGUACUGUAAUCAUGAAUGUGAAAAACCAACAAGUUGUCUUAGUCCCUUAAUUUUCGGUGAAGGAAAAUGGAACUUGACACCCAAUGAUUCUCCUUUCAGGUGCCCUGGCUUUAAUUUAUCACAACAAGCCUUACCGUUCUAUCCUAGUGUUCAGUGUGCAUUGGGACAAUGAUGUUUGAACUCAUUCAGGAGCUACGGUAUAACUUUGAGACAUCGCCAGCCUUUUGACUUUAGUGAUUACUGCCCAAAUAACUGUUGCUCAACAGACUUUACUUAUGAAUUAUAACUGAAUCUAACAACAGUACCAUAAAACAUUAAAAGUCAUACUAAAUGAUUCAGACAUUAGGAAGAAAUGGAAAAAUAUAUUUUUGUGAAUGUUCAGACAUCACAAGAGAAUCUUUUCUUGUUACUAGAGAAACUAGAAAAGCCAUUUAUAUGUUUAGCCAGAACUGACAAUAUUUUAUGGUUUAUGGCUUUUUACACAGAUUCUGCUGCCAUAAACACAUUCAUAUUGAAAAUGUCACUUUUUAAAGCCUUUACAAGGAACCGGUUGUUAUUGUGAAACAGUUUAGUUUGCAUAAUCUCCAUUUUUAAACCACAUACUAUUAUUUUAAGCAGCCCUAACAUUAUGACAGCAUUUUAUUUAUGAUAUAGAUAGAUCUCCAAAACUGGCUUGGUAGCAUUUUUACAUUUUUUUAAUUUUUUAUUUUAUCAUUUCAUAGUUUUUUUUUUAUUGUUAUUUUAUUUUUUGUUUUAAUUUUAAACAUAGCCAAAUAUACAUGAAUGCUACCUAUGUGUCAGAAUGAAGUUCCAUUAAUGUUUGUAUGGUUAUAAACUGUACAGUGUUAUUUGUCCCAGUUGGUGCCACAGCGAUGACUUCCAAAUGUCCACACAUAUCAUUUAUGAUUGAGCAGAGAAUUGUUGAGCAAAGUGCCUGAUUAAAGUACUUAUGUGAACACAA